Leptopilina heterotoma is the source of this 2177-nucleotide messenger RNA. RefSeq names its product serine/threonine/tyrosine-interacting protein B-like. Lineage: Eukaryota; Metazoa; Arthropoda; Insecta; Hymenoptera; Figitidae. The transcript has 5 exons. The record is from RefSeq and is a predicted model, not a curated record. Bases 137 to 820 code for a protein of 227 amino acids. Gene Ontology annotation, biological process: regulation of ERK1 and ERK2 cascade; negative regulation of SCF-dependent proteasomal ubiquitin-dependent catabolic process; negative regulation of protein binding. Gene Ontology annotation, molecular function: F-box domain binding; protein tyrosine/serine/threonine phosphatase activity. Gene Ontology annotation, cellular component: cytoplasm; nucleoplasm.
AAUCGAAAAUUUGCAAAUGGCCGCCAUGUCAAAAAAUUUAUCCGAGUGUUGAAAAAUUAGUGAAAGAAUUUUAUUUUCUCCGGUUAUAUUUUAAAUUAAUAUUGUUUAUUGAUAAGUCUGUGUUAAAAUUAUCGGUAUGAUAUCCGUUGAUAAUAAUAGAAGUCAUCACAAGGAGAUUCAGGAAAACAAUGAACAAAAUCCUGAACUCUAUCCAAGUAUUCCUUCUGCUUAUGAUGCUCCUAAGGAAUGGACCUACACAAUGAGAAGGAGUAUGCAGGAAGUUGUUCCUGGAUUGUAUCUUGGUCCUUACAGUGCUGCAAGUCGCUCAAAUUUACAAUCUCUGUUAGAUUGCGGAAUAACUCAUAUUGUAUGUGUUCGACAAGACAUUGAAGCUUAUUUCAUUAAACCCAACUUUCCGGAAAGAUUUAAAUACUUAGUGUUAAAUAUCGCUGAUGUUGCAACGGAAAACAUAAUUCAACACUUUCAGAAAGUGAAAACAUUCAUCGAUGAAGGUUUACUAUCAGGUGGUCAAGUUCUUGUGCAUGGAAAUGCAGGAAUAUCAAGAUCAGCAGCUCUUGUUCUUGCUUACGUUAUGGAAACUUACGGCUUGACCCACGUGAGAGCCUACACGAUUGUUCAACAAAGGAGAUUCUGUAUAAAUCCAAAUGAAGGCUUUAUGGCUCAAUUAAAAGAGUACGAACCAAUUUAUCAAGCGCAGAAAACAUUAAAGAAUGGACAACAAAGUAGAACAACGCAGAGAUGCAAAAGGAGCUAUCAUCAAUUAGACACGGAAUUUAUACCUGAACCGAUGGAUAGUUGAUAUCAGACAGAUUAAUGCCAAAGUUACCAGAAGACUUAUCCUAGUGUAACAACUGAUAUUAGUUAGUGUCUCGUACAUUUCUCUUUAAAAAAAAAACAAGUUCAAACCAAUCUGACUGUUAUCGAAAAAAAUAGGCCUCUCUAUUAAUCAUUAACUUCUUUCUUUCUUUCUUUGUCUUGAAAGAAACAAAUUAUCAUUUUUAAGACUGAAGAAAUCUUCCUAUUUUUCAUAUAAAUAAUAUGAUAAACUAAGAAUAACGUGAAAUUAAUAACAGUCAAUAAGAAUUGUAUAUUACAAAAAUAUGCAACUAGUAGAAAGAAGGUUCGGGGGGUUUUUUUUUUUGUUUAAAAAAAGAGAUAAUCGUGAUUUAUUUUAUCAGAAAUUACUGGAUUAAAGUCUUUUCUUUUUCGCGACUAUUUUUCAUUCAGUUAGGCGCGAAAAAUUUAAAAGUCAAAAAUAUAUAUCUAUUGUGUUCAAAAAAUGCGCUUUAAAUACUCUUUCAGUGUUGUAGAAAUUAUUAUUAUUAUUAUUUAGUUAAACUUUUUAUACGUUUUCAUUUAUUUAAAUUUUCUAAAAAGAAAAAAAAUUAAAAUGUGUUUUCUAAGAGUUAAGUAACAAAAUUUAUCUAUAAAUAGUGAUGGCUAGUUUAUAAAAAAAAUUCUUGUUUUGUCAUAAAUAAUUUUUUCUUUAAUAUAUUACCCAUUUCAUUUAUCGAUUAAAACAUGAGAAUAUCAGUCAUAUCGGUUUGAAUGACUCAUUUUCCUAACCGAAGUAACAGCGAGUGCGUAUUUCUGUAAUAACAAAAAAAGAAAAAACAAACGCUUAGUGUACAAAAAGUAUAUUUAGGAAUUUCUAUAAUAUUAGAAUCGAUGAAUGUAAAAUUACUCUUUAAAUGCAAACAUCACAGAACUAAUAUUGUAGCUUUAAAAGCUUUCCAUAAAAAAAAAAAAAGAAAUUUCACGUACUUUCACACUCAUAUAGUAUUUAACGCAUCAUUAGUUAAAUAGUCUUUGAUAUAAUUAGGAUAAAAUAAUUCUCUCUAAAAUGAAAAGAAAGAAAAAUGAAAACAGGAAAUUGUAUUCGUCUCACUAGUUACUCUAUUUAUUUAUUAAGCAAUUAAGUUUUAUUUUAUAAUAAUUGUUACAAGUUUCUUAAAUUAUGAGGAAAAGAAAAAGGAAAAAAAAAGAAUAACAAAAGUAGAUAAUAAUUUUUCGUGAAUUUAGAAAUGUCACGUGUGCUGAUGAAACAUGAGUAGUUCUUAAACAAAUUUUUUUAAACAAAAUACUUGGCUCUGUGAUCACAAAUAUAUUAUAACAGCGAUAUUUAUAAAGAAAAUAUAAGUACUAUCAGAUUUUCA